UCGGACUUCCGCUCGCAUGGCGGCAGCGGCCGAGGAGACCGCCUGCCGCUUCUUCCUGGAGGGCCGCUGCCGCUUCGGCGCCCGCUGCCGACAGCCCCACCCCGGGGCGCCGGAGUCCGCGGCGUCUGGCGGGGAGGCGCGGCCCGAGGACGGCGCCAAAAAGCCGCCGCUGCGCACGGCCGCGGCCGUCAUCCAGCGCAUCCGCUGGGACCCGCGCCUCGACCCCGCCGACUUCUCUGUGGGCUACUUCGAUCGCUUCCUGGGCGUGAGGGAGGAGCCCUUCGGCGCCUUCUGCUGGGACGAGCCGCUGGCGGCGCUGGGGCCCGGCGUGCUGGCCGUGCCGCAGCACCGAGUGCGCUACUUCCGCUUCCGCGGCCGGCUGGUGUGGGACCGCGCCUCGCGCACAGACCUCGUUUUCGGCUCCGGAUCCGCAGCCGGCCGCGGGCCCACGAUCCUGGACGCGCUGGACGGCGAGCGCGCGCAAGCCAUCGAGCACGCACCCGACAACGAGGACGCGCACCGGCCGGAGGUGGAGCUAGAGGCCAAAGAAACCCCAGAUGCCCCGAAGGAAGGAGCCAGAAACCUGGCCAGCACUGGGCUGGACAAGUCAUACCUGGAGCCCCCGGAAAAGGGUGAGGAAGCCGGAGAGACAGGGCUGAGUAGAAUCACUGACUCAGGAACACAAGAGUCGAGUGGGUGCCUUGGAGAACAAGAGAGGUCCUAUAUGCCAAGGGAAGCCCCUGGAGCUACAAGGCUGCCCCUGGGUCAGGCGCAGGUCGUGGCCGACUCAAGGUCGUCUGCUGGAAAGAUGGAAGCAGAGCGGGGUACAGGAGCCUGGCAUGAAAACCAGAAGGCCGCACACCAGCCCCGGCCUACUCAUUUCGUGGGCCUCAUGGUGACAGAGCCUGGGCUUCAGGCAGAAGUGGCCAAAGCACAAGCGCACCUCCUCAGAGAUGCCCCAUCCUGUGCCGAGUUCCUGGUGCCCCCAGAGGCCUUGCACCUGACACUUGCUCUCCUGAGGCUGGCAGGCCCUGGGGAGGAGGCAGCAGCGGUCCAGGCUCUGAAAAGGGUUCUCCUGACCCUAGGGCUUCGGGUACCCACGCAGUUACAGUUUAGGGACUUGGUUCUCCUGGGCCACCAUGUGCUCUGUGCCCUACCCUCCCCCGCACUGACAGGCACGGCCCAAGCUCUGAGUCAGGGGCUGGAGGCAGAAGGGCUGAGAGUGCUGCAGCCCUCAGGGGGGCUGCAUCCCCACCUGACACUGGCCAAGGUGCCACGAGGCUCCCAGGCCCACCUCCCCCAGCCUGGGUUCACCAUGAACCAGGAGAUGGGAACCCAGCCACUGAGGAAACUCUGGCUGUGCCGCAUGGCAAGGGCAGGGGACACCUACCAGCCGCUGGCUGAGCUCCCACUGGACUGACAAGUGGCCAUACCAAACAUAAAGGACGAGCAAGCUCUCUC
Jaculus jaculus (lesser Egyptian jerboa) is the source of this 1461-nucleotide messenger RNA. RefSeq names its product leukocyte receptor cluster member 9 (gene Leng9). The transcript has a single exon. Gene Ontology annotation, molecular function: metal ion binding. Lineage: Eukaryota; Metazoa; Chordata; Mammalia; Rodentia; Dipodidae. The coding region runs from base 17 to 1420 and encodes 467 amino acids. The record is from RefSeq and is a predicted model, not a curated record.